Molecule: messenger RNA, 2009 nt
Organism: Procambarus clarkii (red swamp crayfish)
Lineage: Eukaryota; Metazoa; Arthropoda; Malacostraca; Decapoda; Cambaridae
Source: RefSeq, a predicted model, not a curated record
CCAGGUUCCCACGCUCCCAGCCAGGUUCCCACGCUCCCAGCCAGGUUCCCACGCUUCUCAGCCAGGUUCCCACGCUCCCAGCCAGGUUCCCACGCUUCUCAGCCAGGUUCCCACGCUCCCAGCCAGGUUCCCACGCUUCUCAGCCAGGUUCCCACGCUCCCAGCCAGGUUCCCACGCUUCUCAGCCAGGUUCCCACGCUUCUCAGCCAGGUUCCCACGCUUCUCAGCCAGGUUCCCACGCUCCCAGCCAGGUUCCCACGCUUCUCAGCCAGGUUCCCACGCUUCUCAGCCAGGUUCCCACGCUCCCAGCCAGGUUCCCACGCUCCCAGCCAGGUUCCCACGCUUCUCAGCCAGGUUCCCACGCUCCCAGCCAGGUUCCCACGCUCCCAGCCAGGUUCCCACGCUUCUCAGCCAGGUUCCCACGCUUCUCAGCCAGGUUCCCACGCUUCUCAGCCAGGUUCCCACGCUUCUCAGCCAGGUUCCCACGCUUCUCAGCCAGGUUCCCACGCUUCUCAGCCAGGUUCCCACGCUUCUCAGCCAGGUUCCCACGCUUCUCAGCCAGGUUCCCACGCUCCCAGCCAGGUUCCCACGCUCUCAGCCAGGUUCCCACGCUUCUCAGCCAGGUUCCCACGCCCCCAACCAGAUUUUCACGCUUCCGAGCCAGGUUACCGCGCCCCCAGCCAAAUUUCCACGCCCACAGUCAGGUUCCCACACCCUUCAGCCAGGUUCUCACGCCCCCAGCCAAAUUCCCACGCCCACAGUCAGGUUCCCACACCCCUGAGUCAGGUUCCCACGCUCCCCAGCCACGUUCCCACGCCCCCAUGCAGGGUUCCCACGCCCACAGUCAGGUUCCCACGACCCUCCAGCAAAGUUCCCACGCCUCUUAGCCAAGUUCUCAUCCGCCCAGCCAGGUUCCCACGCCCUCCAGCCAGGUUCCCACGCCCUCCAGCCAGGUUCCCACACCCCCAGCCGGGAUCCCACGCCCUCCAGCCACGUUCCUACGCCCGCAAACCAGGUUCCCACGCUCACCAGCCAGAUUCCCACGACCUUAGCCAGGUUCCCACGCUCCCAGCCAGUUUCCCACGCCCCCAGCCAGUUUCCCACGCCCCCAGCCAGUUUCCCACGCCCCCCAUCCAGGUUCCCACGCCCCCAGCCAGGUUCACACGCCCCCCAGCCAGUUUCCCACGCCCCCAACCAAUUUACUACGCCCCCCAGCCAGGUUCCUACGCCCCCCAGCCAGGUUCCUACGCCCCCCAGCCAGGUUCGCACUCCCCCAGCCAGGUUCCCACGCCUCCAUCCAGGUUCCCACGCCCCCAUCCAGGUUCCCACGCCUCCAUCCAGGUUCCCACGCAUCUGAGCCAGGUUCCCACACCCCCAGCCAGGUUCCCACGCCCCCAGACAGAUUCCCACGCCCCCAUCCAGGUUCCCACGCCUCCAUCCAGGUUCCCACGCCCCCAGACAGAUUCCCACGCCCCCAGUCAGGUUCCCACACCCCCCAGCCAGGUUCCCACACCCCCCAGCCAGGUUCCCACGCCCCCAGUCAGGUUCCCACACCCCCCAGCCAGGUUCCCACGCCCCCAGACAGAUUCCCACGCCCCCAGUCAGGUUCCCACACCCCCAGACAGAUUCCCACGCCCCCAGUCAGGUUCCCACACCCCCCAGCCAGGUUCCCACGCCCCCAGACAGAUUCCCACGCCCCCAGUCAGGUUCCCACACCCCCCAGCCAGGUUCCCACGCCCCCAGACAAAUUCCCACGCCCCCAGUCAGGUUCCCACACCCCCCAGCCAGGUUCCCACGCCCCCAGACAGAUUCCCACGCCCCCAGUCAGGUUCCCACACCCCCAGCCAGGUUCCCACGCCAGCUAGCCAGGUUCCCACGCCAGCUAGCCAGGUUCCCACGCCCCCAGCCAGGUUCCCACGCCAACCUGUCAGGUUCCCACGCCAGUCAGCCAGGUUUCCACGCCAGCCACUCAGGUUCCCACACCCCCAGCCAGGUUCCCACGCCAGCUAG